GGAGCUUCCACUAAGAAUUUGUGAUUGAAUAUACUGUCGCCCUGGAGAUGGCAGUCCUAGCUCCAGCCGCUUCCGGCAUACCGCCGAAUUCAACAGUCUAUGUCCGAAACCUUGAAGAGAGAAUAAAGGUAGAGCAGUUAAAGGAAGCCCUAUCCGAAAUCUUCUCCGAGUACGGCUCCAUUCUUGAGAUCGUCGCAAAGACAAACGUCAAGGCGAAAGGCCAAGCUUUCAUUGUGUUUGAUAACGUCGACUCUGCAACACGCGCUAUUGAGGAGAUCAAUGGGUUUGAGUUGUUCGAAAAGCCCAUGGUGUUGGACUAUGCGAAAACAAGAAGCGAUGCUACGGUCUUAAGGGAAGGGGGUGAACAGGAAUUAGAGGCACAUAAGAGGAAAAGAUUGGCUGAGAAAGAAAGAAAACAAGCCCAAGAAGCACUCGAGGCCCAGAAGAAACUGAAGAGACCGGCCGCCGCCACCGCAGAUACUCGCCCAGCCAAGACAACGAGAGGAGCAGGCUUGAAACCAACUGGUGCUGCUGCUGCGCCGGUCAUACCAGAUGAAUAUCUUCCACCCAACAAGAUUCUGUUCUUAAGAGAGGUCCCGGAUUCAUAUGAUGCGAGUGGCCUCACGGCUAUAUUCAGCCGCUUCGAAGGAUUUAAAGAAGUACGUAUGGUCCCAGGUCGAAAGGGAAUCGCGUUCGUGGAGUAUGAAAAUGAAACCGGAGCCAUCAGUGCAAAGGAGGCAACAUCUGGCAUGGCGUUGGGCGAGAAUGGAAAGCCAAUGCGGGUCACCUACCAGAGACAGUAGUCAUGCGGGGAUUCUCCCGUCUUUUUCUUUUUUUUUUUUUUUAAAAAAAACUUUGUGGGAUGAUAUGACAAUACUCUUUGGUCGUUGGGGCGUCUGGGUGGUU
Molecule: messenger RNA, 906 nt
Organism: Coccidioides immitis RS
Lineage: Eukaryota; Fungi; Ascomycota; Eurotiomycetes; Onygenales; Onygenaceae
Product: U1 small nuclear ribonucleoprotein
Exons: 4
Coding region: 48-803 (251 amino acids)
Biological process (GO): mRNA splicing, via spliceosome
Cellular component (GO): U1 snRNP
Molecular function (GO): U1 snRNA binding
Source: RefSeq, a predicted model, not a curated record